Messenger RNA from Trichomycterus rosablanca, 1406 nucleotides. It is a transcript of the gene eif3i, whose product is annotated as eukaryotic translation initiation factor 3, subunit I. Gene Ontology annotation, molecular function: protein binding; translation initiation factor activity; RNA binding. Gene Ontology annotation, biological process: cytoplasmic translational initiation. The transcript is spliced from 11 exons. The record is from RefSeq and is a predicted model, not a curated record. Gene Ontology annotation, cellular component: eukaryotic translation initiation factor 3 complex, eIF3m; cytoplasm. NCBI's taxonomy places the organism in Eukaryota, Metazoa, Chordata, Actinopteri, Siluriformes, Trichomycteridae. Bases 96 to 1073 code for a protein of 325 amino acids.
GGCGCUUAUCAGCACGCAUGGCGAGUCGAGUUUCAUUCUAGCUCUAAAAAACUGAUUAAUAUCGGCAAAUUAGAGAUUUUACAGCAUUAUUAACAAUGAAACCCAUCCUUCUUCAGGGCCAUGAAAGGUCCAUCACCCAGAUUAAAUACAACAGAGAGGGGGACCUGCUGUUCUCAGUGGCCAAAGACCAGUUUGUCAACGUGUGGUACUCUGUGAAUGGAGAGAGGCUCGGCACUUACAACGGCCACACUGGAGCUGUUUGGUGUGUUGAUGUCGACUGGGACACGAAGCACGUGCUGACCGGAUCUGCCGAUAACAGCUGCAGACUCUGGGACUGUGAGACAGGUAAACAGCUAGCCGUGCUCGAGACCAACUCGGCAGUGAGGACGUGCGGCUUCGACUUCAGUGGAAACAUCAUCAUGUUCUCGACCGACAAACAGAUGGGCUACCAGUGUUUCCUGAACUACUUUGACGUGCGAGACCCCCAGCAGAUAGAGGACAACCAGUCUUAUCUGUCCGUGCCAUGCAACGAGUCGAAAAUCACCAGUGCAGUGUGGGGGCCGCUGGGAGAGUAUGUGAUCGCCGGUCAUGAAAAUGGAGAAAUCAACCAGUUCAGUGCAAAGUCUGGAGAAAUUCAGAAGACGGUGAAGGAGCACACCAAGCAGAUCAACGACAUCCAGACAUCGGUCGACCUCACCACGGUCAUCACCGCCUCCAAAGACUGCAGCGCUAAGCUGUUCGAUUCCUCGACACUAGAUCACAUCAAAACCUUCAAAACCGAGCGACCGGUCAACUCUGCUGCCAUCUCGCCCAUCAUGGACCACGUGGUGAUGGGAGGAGGUCAGGAAGCCAUGGAUGUCACGACCACUUCUACCAGGAUUGGCAAAUUUGAGGCCAGAUUCUUUCACGCUGCUUAUGAAGAGGAAUUCGGAAGAGUGAAGGGGCAUUUCGGCCCGAUUAACUGUGUGGAAUUCCAUCCCGACGGCAAGAGUUACAGCAGCGGAGGAGAGGACGGCUACGUCAGAAUCCAUUACUUUGAUCCUCAUUACUUUGAUUUUGAGCUUGAGGCCUAAAACCGACAGCAUUCCUGAUUUAAACACCCAAUCAGCACCAUAAUGACUUUCAUGGGCUGCAGCUUUUCUGUACUAAUAAUGGACGUGAAGUUCAGACUUUUAUUAUUCAAAUAUUCUGAAUAAACUGGAUCUGACUUGCAACUGAUCUUUCAGGAGUCUGAUUUUAAUGUAACUUCUAUUAAAGAGAACAUGAAGAUUUACUUGCUCGGGGUGGAGUGUGCAAAGUACAAGUACAAGUGCAGGCAGGAGUGAUUUACGAUAGUGAAAGAGAAAGUACGAGACAGUAGUGUGACCUGCUAUGUUGUCUGGCUGAAAUAAAGAUUCUGUGAUUCA